Messenger RNA from Ilyonectria robusta, 2142 nucleotides. RefSeq names its product JmjC domain, hydroxylase-domain-containing protein. Gene Ontology annotation, cellular component: nucleus. Gene Ontology annotation, molecular function: histone H3K9 demethylase activity; histone H3K36 demethylase activity. Gene Ontology annotation, biological process: chromatin remodeling. The transcript has a single exon. The record is from RefSeq and is a predicted model, not a curated record. Lineage: Eukaryota; Fungi; Ascomycota; Sordariomycetes; Hypocreales; Nectriaceae. The coding region runs from base 1 to 1905 and encodes 634 amino acids.
AUGGACGCUCCAGAGUCUAGCCUGGCGUCAAGAGUGGAUGGCAUCGAAAAAAUAGUCGUCUCACUACGGCGCUUGGUCUUUGGUCAAAUAUCGAGAGCCAGGGAAUCGACUGACCCAUCUACCGGGCCAUCUUCCGGUCGAUCUCCCGGCCAAUCUACCGGCCGAUCUACCCACCACCAAUCUACACACCACCAAUCUACACACCACCAAUCUACCCACCAAUCAACUCUCGAUCCCGAAACACCAAUAUGGACCCAGAUCAUACACGCCUUGGAUCAGGUCACUCUCGAGGUGCAGAGCAUCCAGUCCGAGCUUCGUUCAACUCCAACCCCACGGCUUCGUGAUAAUCCUGUCGAGCAUGUCGAAAGCCGUACGUCGCGGGUGCAUACGCCUGAGGGUAGCGACGAAAGUCGUACCUCGCUUUCGGCCGGAUCUGAGCAAAGCAAUGGGGACGAAGACGAUCUGAGUAUGUCACCUGCAACCACACCCGAGGAAGACGACGAAAGUGCGUCGCUCUUGAGCACGCCGAAGGAUACGCCAGAAGGAAGCUCUGUGGAGGAAGACCAUGAAGAGGAGGCCCACGACAUGUCGACUGUAUCUGAGGACAAAGACUCAGAAUCAGCAGACCCCAAAGAGGCAGACCCAGAAGAGGAAGGAGAGGAGGAGGACGGAGUAGGGCACGAAGAGCCUCAAGCACCACAGAAGGGAGAGACCGAAGACGGCAUCAAUCCACCCCCUUCACCAGAAGUCGAACCUGCAGGCACGGCACAUUCCUCAGCAUUCAGUCUAACUUCAGACGAUACAGGGGAGAGGCUUGUUCCCGCCCUCGCAAAAAUCGUCCGACAUCCCAACUUCUCCAACAAGAUUUCAGUAACUACGACCCCUUUUGAUUUGGCUCGUCUGGAGCGGGCCAUGAGGGAAAACGACCUUGAUUGCACGAGCCAAGACUAUGUCGCUGGCCCAGAUGGAAGCGGCUACUCGAAUCUCUACAUCUCAGCGGACAAAUCUGAGUUCAAAUGGCCAGAUUUCUCCCAAGCCAUCGAAAAGCCGACGGACGACGAAGUGGAGGAGUUCCUUGAGGGCGUUGUCGGCCAUCCGCAGAAGGACCGUGUCCAUUACUGUUGUGGGGUGGCGUCUGUUCCUUUCGACAACCCCCUCCAUCCCGGAGAAGUUCUCGCACGAUUUGAGGACCUCACCAUCGCGAAUGAACAGUAUUACCACGCUGGCUGGAGUCGCUCGGCUACUCCUUUCCAUUGCGAAGACGCCGGAUUCUGGUCUUGCAAUCGAACUGAGGUGGGGUGGAAGGUCUGGAUCAUGAUCCCAAAGCAUCAUACCGCCAAAUUCGAGAAGUUCAUCAGGCGGAAUUGGACCUGUGGCCAGUGCGACCAAUUUGUGCGCCACUGCAACAUAUUGAUUGCUCCAUCGAGGCUUCGUGAGGAGGGGAUCGACUUUGACAUCCAUUGCUCUGGACCUGGCGAUAUGAUCAUUACCAAGCCACGCCAAUAUCACGCUGUCGUCAAUUUCUCGAGCUGUUUUGCUCGCUCAAUCAAUUUCCUACUCCCCGGGGAGGAGCCCUUGCCCGAAAAGCUCCUUGUGUGCAAGGAUUGCGGCCUGUAUCCCCUGCAUCCCAAACACUCCCCCGUCCAAGUUGUGGGUGCAGUGGAACGAUUGCCACGACAUACAAACAAGAGAAAAGCAACUGAUUCCCAGAGGAACACCCGCACCAGCUCUGCACUCACCACGGAGAUCAAUGAGACCGUGGAACUCAUCAAAGGCAUAGAUCCCAUGUGUUCUAUUCCGCCAUACGAUGCUUCUGAUCUCCCGAAGCCCAAAAUCUUGAAACUGGCGGCAGCGAUCCGGAGCUUGCCAGUGGUGCUCCAGUUCACUUCAUUUGUCAAGGCGUAGAGGGCUCGACACAUUGACCAGACUUUCUCUAAGGGCAUUGUACGACUUGAGGCCCUCAAACAAGAAGCAAAGUGCUUAUUUGAUGCUGAGGCAAAGUCAGAACUUCACAGUUUACGUGUGCGGCUUUGCUAGUACGCUCUGGCGCGAGAAGUUGAUGCAUCCAAAACAUGGCAGCGAAGGGUGUCGUCAGAUCUUAUCGACAAGAUCGCCGGGAAGUGCAAGCAGCGGAGGGAAAAG